Molecule: messenger RNA, 2491 nt
Organism: Owenia fusiformis
Lineage: Eukaryota; Metazoa; Annelida; Polychaeta; Sabellida; Oweniidae
Source: the annotation of a GenBank genome assembly
CCGCCAUCUUGCUUCCAAUAGCAACCGAGAAAACAGUUUUCAUUUUUUUCUAUUGAAUUGAGGACUAGAGGAUUAAAUUUAUGUCAAUAGAGUGAAACUCCAUCUUGGAUUCAAGCUGAUGAUCAGGACUAAUUAAAUAUACACACAGAAGUGCAAUAGAGAAGAGGGAAGAUGUAUGAUCGUGCUGAGAGAAAAUUUGGCCAUCCCAAGGGCAGCACAGGGAUGACAGUUGGACCUGGAACCUAUGAUGCCGACCUUCCAACACCUGCCAAAAUAAAAUCAGAUGGAUAUGCUCCAUUUGCAUCCAUGACAAACAGGGAGACAUUCUUCAACAUUGGUGAUCAGGUAAUUGCUGCCCCAGGUCCAGGGCAGUAUGACCCAGGAUUUGCCCAGGAUGCCAUAAGAGGAGGCAAGACACUUGGCAAUAAGGAGAAGAGGUUCAAAGAAUCUGCCACAUUCACCCCAGGACCAGGGAUGUACAACAUGCGUACUGAACUUGGCACAAAUUCUGCACCAAGUAGAUUACAGAGUCAGAAUGGCAAAAAUGGAGGAGCGUUGAUGGCCAACAGAGUAAAAUUUCAGCGUAAGCCUGAUGCUCCGUCAAUCCCAUUUCCUGGCCAAUCUUACGGCUUUGAAGAAAAUGAAGAUGGAACUUUAAAGAAACAGGAUCCUCCAAACAAAGAUAAAUCAAUGGGACCAGCAUUUUAUAAUCCUGCUCAGGAGGAUACAAGAACUACAAAAACAUACAAAGGUGUUCACUUUGGAAAGUUAUCUUCAAAGCGUAUGGACUUUAACGGCAAAGUUGGCCCAGGACCUGGCGAUUAUGAAGCAUUUAGUAAGGAAGUAGUUGCCCCAGAAAAUGUGAACAUUAAUGGUACUGGGGGUAGUAAGCGAUAUGAUGCAAAGUUGCCACGCUAUCAUGAAUGGGUUGUGAACCAAGAAGAGAAGAAGGCUGUUCCAGGGCCAGGGAAAUAUGAAGUUAAAGGUGUAUUUGACCCCAGCCCCCCUAAGGUGAACACAGAAGGAAUUGAAGUGGAGCAUCCACCAUUUCUAUCACAAUCUAAGAGAUUUAACCCUGGCAAGUCUGCUGGUCCAGCCCCAGGGACCUACAAUGAUCCUCGUCAUGCCCUUGAAGGGUUAAAGCGCAUCACUGGCCUCAAACGCAGUCCAUUUGGCCAGACGUCAACCCGCUUUGACGGUGAACAUCAUGUCAAGAAAACUCCAGGUCCCGGGACAUACAAUGCUCCAGGAAUGGGGUCUGAAAGUAUGAGGAGAGCUUACAUUGAGAGCACACGACGUGGUGUGUUUGGCACAACCGCCAUCAGAAUCAACCCAAUCACCAAGAAGGAGGAGAAUGACCUUCCUGGCCCCUCACAUUAUCAACCCAAAGAGAAGCCAUUUAAGAGCCGUUAUGAACAACUGAAUGCUAAUUUUGCGUCAUUGUCUUCUCGUCUCACUGAGCAACCAACCAUUGUCAAGGAAGUCCCUCCCCCUGGUGCCUAUGAGGUCAAUGAAUCGUACCAGAAUUCACAGGCAAAGAAAACAACAGGAAAACCACGCACGAAAGAAGCAGCCAAUAAGCAAGGAGCUUUCUUACAAUCUGCAUCACGAUUUGUUCCCCCACGUGAUGUCAUCAAUGAAACAUCUGACCCAGCAAAUCCAGGUCCAGGAAGUUAUGACUUUGACUCUCGCCUGAACAAGAAGGGAGGACUGAUGGUCACCAAGGACAACAGGUUCAAAGAGAAGAUCAAUGAUAUGCCAGGACCAGGAACAUAUGAGUAUUCACCACUCAUUCAAGAUACAGUUCUGAAGGGAACAUUUAAUGCAACUUUGAACAACCCAGUCGCACCUAAAGUUGAAGUGAGUCAAGCAGCGGCCGCCACAGGACCUCAUGCCUUCCUUCUGGGAACAUAAGACAUUAAUCUCCUCCACAGAAGAGCUUCUCCCUCCACCCAGGAGAGCUCCAACUCUCAUGGAUCACAUCUCAUAUCUUGUAAAUAAUCUCAUAGACAUCAUAUCUAUAAAUGUGAAUAUCCUUUAGGAGCUAAUAGGCCUAAGCAAUACAAUAGAGUCAAUAUCUGAUAAAAAUAACUAUGAUUUAGACCUAUUAGGUCCAAACGGAUUGGGUGAGUCACGUUUUAUCAUCCAAUACUUUGUAUAAAUUGUACAGCAUGAACGUUUUAGUAGAAAUCAAAAAUUCAGCAGAAGUUGUAUGUGUAUCAACUCCAGCGCAAAUGGCUCGUAUUUUAUUGAGAUUGAAAUGGUAUCUUUGAUUCAAUCUUCAGGGGCCAACUGUUGUUUCAUUCUAUCGUUUAUAUUCAUCGUUUACCAAGGAUUAGGACCAGUUGCUGCUGGAUCACCAUUGAGCAUUAAAGUUAAGUCUGUCUUGAAAUCAACCAUCUACUUAAUAUAAAAAUCCUCCAACUUGCUUGUAGUGUGUUCUUUUUUAGCUCGCGUGGUUUUGCAAUCUAUUGCAAUCACCCACUUGUCU